Molecule: messenger RNA, 1743 nt
Organism: Perca flavescens (yellow perch)
Lineage: Eukaryota; Metazoa; Chordata; Actinopteri; Perciformes; Percidae
Product: collagen alpha-1(XXVII) chain A-like
Exons: 10
Coding region: 487-1641 (384 amino acids)
Source: RefSeq, a predicted model, not a curated record
AGGGGAAACAAUUGGCAACUGACUUCUUUUCAAAGAAAGGGCACCAUCCAGCAGAUGAUCUUUGUCUUAGGAGAUCCAACAGCAGCAGAGCAGCACUGUCGAGAUUACAGCAGCACUUGCUCAGCUCUGACAGACACACAGGAGGUUGCAGUUAUAGAUGAGGUGACCAUUCAGCCCAGGAUCAGAGUAUCAUCCAGACCAGAAAAUCCCCCCCAAGACACAACUCUACAGGCUGGUCCCACGGAGCUGCCACCCACACCGGAUCCAGUGAGCAGCACUUCCCCUCUGAAGUUACAUCCUGGUCCAGAGGAUGUAGACACCAAAGUUGUGGUGAAAACCUACGCUGACACAGACACUAAGACUGUAGGCUCAACCAAUGGAGAAACGGGUAAGGAAGUAAAUAAAGGUGGAGAUACCGAACCACAGCCUCCCACUCUGACUGGAAAUUAGCAGUUUUCUAAUGUGCACCCUGACAUAUUAGGGCCAAUGAAGGAACCUCGGAGCACAGGAGGAAGGCAUCAACCGUUCGUUAAAGCAAAGGAGAAGUCCAGAACAAGUGAAGGAUCAGUCUUGGAUAGUACUGAGAUAGUCAUUUCAAGACUUAACGUUCAACCUGAGAACCCCACAGCUCCAGGUGUCUUAUUAAGAGAUGCAGAAACUGCAAGUACGGAAACAUCUUUCUCCGAUGGGCCCCGGUUUGCUACUAGAUCUACUCUUAUCUCAGGCCCCAUCACAGAAUCAAGGUUUGUCACUUCCAGCAUCUACCCUUUAUCUGAAGGAGGAGUAAGGGAGGCGCGACAGGAGGCAUCGCCACUAGUCUUUAUACCUCCAGUUUCAGCGGACCCAUCAGCUAAACUCUCAAGUCAGACAGAAGGAAAUGUAACUGAGGACUUUGCUGUACCUCAGAAAGAUCCAGCUCCAAACCUGACCGUUUUAACUCCCACACUACAAAGUAGAGAAGCACUAAGUACUAGGAACAUUGAGGGUGAGACGGGUGAGAUAAAAGAAAAAGAGAAUAUGGAGGACAGGUUGCAAACUGUUUCACCCCAAACAGAAACGUUACCACAACAACGACUUCCAGGUGGAGAGCAGGGGAGUGGGACAGAGACAGAUGAAGAAGAGAUAGAUUUAGAGGAGGAUAAGGAAGUGCAAAGACAUGCAGAGAUGGAAAAAGAAAGUUAUGAUAAUGACACUGACAUUUCUAAGGAUUAUAAUCAGACCUCACCUGAUCGGAUCUCCCAGUUCAUCCAAUCAGAGACUGAACCCCCACAGCAGCCUGUUAAAGCAGCCAAUCAGCCGCCUACAUACACAGUCAGACAUCACGGGGCAGAAUUAAGACCUGGGAUCAGAGGUCAAAGGAAAAAGAAGAUCUAUAAAAAGCUGAUUUCUUCCUGGCCGGGCAAUCCUGGACCACAAGGUAUGCCGGGUCACCAGGGCCAACCUGGGCAAGACGGGACCCCAGGAGAGGACGCUGAUCCGGGCCCUGCAGGUUUACCUGGAGAACAGGGUCCCCAAGGCUACAGAGGAGAGAAGGGCAGCAAAGGGGAGCUGGGGUUAUCAUGGGGAGGCUGGACCGCAGGGAAACAGUGGACAAAAAGGAGACAAGGGAACCUCUGGAUUCCUCGGAGUGACUGGACCUAAAGGCCUAAAGGGAUUUCAAGGUCCUUCAGGUAACAGGGGACAGGAUGGAACUCAUGGAGCCCUGGGAUGCAUUGGUGCAAAUGGAAAUAAUGGCGACACUGG